AUGGAUUAGGAGAAGACAAAGAAAACAUAGAAGGAUUACGACAUUGAGGCAGCCGAAGAGUUGAAAUAGCUCAAACUUCCAGGAGAUUUGGUUGGGAAUGUGGCUGCGACACUGUUAAAGUCAGUUCAGAAAGUGUAGAAUGAAGAUAUUAAGCUCCUUGCUCUAUCGAAGUUUCAUCAGACUCUAUGCAAAUUCACAGUUCAAAAUGUUUCAGGGGAAUUGCUUCAAAAGUUGCCAAAUGAUAAAUUGCUCGUCUUCUUUGAUUAUGUGAAUUAUUCAUUCGAGUGUUUGAGCAAGGGCUUGAAGAUACCUGAAACCAGCAACUCAUACAAUGCAACCUUCUUGUUGAACGUUUAUAAUAAAUUAGUAGAAUUACGAGGAUUGCCAAUUAUUAUAGAGUCAAUAAGUUAGAAGAAAACAUUACCAACCCAAAUUAUUACAAUUAAGUGACAUAUAUAUAUAAUAAAACCGGGCAAAAAUUUAAAUUAAAA
Messenger RNA from Paramecium tetraurelia, 491 nucleotides. RefSeq lists its product as uncharacterized. Lineage: Eukaryota; Ciliophora; Oligohymenophorea; Peniculida; Parameciidae. Gene Ontology annotation, cellular component: Arp2/3 protein complex; actin cytoskeleton. Gene Ontology annotation, biological process: Arp2/3 complex-mediated actin nucleation; regulation of actin filament polymerization. The record is from RefSeq and is a predicted model, not a curated record. The transcript has 2 exons.